Molecule: messenger RNA, 1085 nt
Organism: Thamnophis sirtalis
Lineage: Eukaryota; Metazoa; Chordata; Lepidosauria; Squamata; Natricidae
Source: RefSeq, a predicted model, not a curated record
AGAUAUAGCAGCCAACCGACCUCAGCUGGCCCGACUGAACAUCACUCACAUCCUCAAUGCUUCUCACAGCAAGUGGCGGGGAGGCCCAGAUUAUUAUGCAGGCACUGGCAUCUGCUACCUGGGCAUUGAGGCACACGACUCGCCCACCUUUGAUAUGAGCCCCUACUUUCAGCCUGCUGCAGAUUUCAUCCACAAAGCCCUCAGCAAGAGUGAAGGGAGAAUCCUUGUUCACUGUGCCGUGGGGGUAAGCAGAUCAGCUACCCUGGUCCUUGCCUACCUCAUGAUUUAUCACCGCUUGACUUUGGUGGAGGCCAUAAAGAGCGUCAAGGACCAUCGAGGCAUUAUUCCCAAUCGGGGUUUUCUACGCCAGUUGAUCAUCUUGGACAACUCCCUCAGGCUGAAGAGAAGACUGUAAGCAGAGGAGUCAUUGGCAAACCACGAUAGCAUAGUUUGUGUUGGUAAACAUGAGGCGUUACUAGCCUAGUUUGGGCUCAGUUAACCCCGACCUUCCACAAAUCUUGUCUCACAGUAAUUCAGCUCUAACAUUUCAAGAUGUACUUUCAAUGUUCCCAGUGGUUAGGUUCAGGAGUCAACUAGAGCGGAGCAAGUUCAGGUUUCUGAGAGGAAGAUGUUUUCUUUCCGCCUUUCCCCUUUGGCUUUCCAAAGCCAUUUUCCAAGACAAUGUCCCAACCUCAUACUGAGGAAGUUUUUAACGCUGAAAUUCCCAUGGAGUGAUAUGUCUUGUAAUUUGUUUCCUCUUAUUUGCUUCUAGCUUUUGUUUUAAAAAGUGGCAAGCCCCAGUAUAUUUUAACAAUCAAAAUAAAGUUCUAUAGAUCACAAGGAUGCUAAAUGGAUUUUAUUUUUCACAUCCAAGUUGAAAGAACCAUUCAGAAAUUUCUGCCACAUUUAUCAAUGGAAAAACGUGCUAGAAGAUUAAACUUGGUUUAUGAUAUCUUCCCCUGGUAUUUAAUAGAAAUAGAAAGGCUACAGACCAGUGAAGAGAAUGCUAUAAAAUACUCAAUUUAUGACCAUAAUAGAACCAAAAUUCCCAUUGCUAAGCAAGUCAAUUAUUAAUUCUACAACCU